Molecule: messenger RNA, 2391 nt
Organism: Anthonomus grandis grandis
Lineage: Eukaryota; Metazoa; Arthropoda; Insecta; Coleoptera; Curculionidae
Gene: TM9SF3
Product: transmembrane 9 superfamily member 3
Exons: 10
Coding region: 141-1874 (577 amino acids)
Biological process (GO): protein localization to membrane
Cellular component (GO): membrane
Source: RefSeq, a predicted model, not a curated record
AUUGAAAUUGCCACUUGUCAAAAAAACUUUGUAUUUUGCUACGUGUAGAAAUGUUUGGAAAUCGGUGAUUUCCUUGCUCCUUUUUCCGAAAAAUUGGUCAUUUUGGCCGGAACAUUCGUCAAUUAUAACCAUAUAUCAAAAUGCCCAAGUUUCGCAAUGUAUUCCUUAUUUGGCUGGUCGUAGGGGCAUUGGCAGACGAACACAACCAUAUAUAUGAGGACAAUGAAGAAGUUGUACUAUGGAUGAACACAGUAGGGCCCUACCAUAACCGGCAGGAGACAUAUGCCUAUUUUUCCUUACCUUUUUGCAUGGGAUCUAAGGAAACAAUCAGUCAUUACCAUGAGACACUUAGCGAAGCCCUUCAAGGGGUCGAGUUAGAGUUCAGUGGCAUUGAAAUUGAAUUUAAGAGCAAUGUGCCGAAAACUGAAUACUGUGCUGUGCAACUAAAUGAGGAAAAAUAUAAAGCUUUUGUUUAUGCAGUAAAAAACCAUUACUGGUACCAAAUGUAUAUAGAUGACCUGCCAAUUUGGGGUGUAGUAGGAGAAGUGAAGGAUAAUAACUAUUAUAUCUGGACCCAUAAGAAGUUUGAAAUAGGUUAUAAUGGUAAGCAAAUAAUUGAUGUAAACCUAACAUCUGAAGAUAAAGUUGAGCUAAACCCAUCUAAAAAACUAAGUUUUACUUAUGAAGUGACUUGGAAGAAAACUGAAACCAAAUUUGAGGAUAGGUUUGAUAAGUAUCUGGAUCACAAUUUUUUCCAACACAGAAUCCACUGGUUUAGCAUCUUUAACAGUUUCAUGAUGGUUAUCUUCCUAGUGGGCUUAGUGUCUAUGAUCUUAAUGAGAACAUUGAGAAAAGAUUAUGCCAGAUAUAGCAAAGAUGAUGAUGUGGAUGAUAUGGAAAGGGAUUUGGGAGAUGAAUAUGGUUGGAAGCAAGUGCAUGGAGAUGUCUUUAGGCCUGCCUCAAAUCCAUUGUUGUUCUCUGCUUUGAUUGGUGCUGGCCAUCAAUUGACUACAGUAGUUUUAUCAGUCAUUAUAUUCGCCAUAUUGGGAGAACUUUACACUGAGAGAGGAAUGCUAUUAUCCACAGCAAUAUUUGUUUAUGCAGUCACUGGGCCCAUAAAUGGUUAUUUUGGUGGCUCUCUAUAUGCUAGGAUGGGUGGAAAAUUGUGGAUAAGGCAAAUGGUCGCGUCAGCCUUUAUGUUGCCCGUAUUCGUUUGUGGCACGGCUUUUUUCAUUAACUUUAUUGCCAUGUAUUAUCAUGCCUCAAGGGCAAUUCCUUUUGAAACAAUGAUUGCUGUAGUAUGCAUCUGCAUCUUCGUCAUAUUACCGUUGACUUUGGUAGGUACAGUUUUGGGAAGAAAUUUGGCAGGACAACCGGACUAUCCUUGCAGAAUCAAUGCGGUACCAAGACCGAUUCCAGAAAAGAAAUGGUUCAUGGAACCCGGAGUGAUCAUUUUGCUCGGAGGCGUUUUGCCUUUCGCAAGUAUUUUCAUUGAAAUGUACUUUAUUUUUACGUCAUUUUGGGCUUAUAAAAUCUACUACGUCUACGGAUUCAUGCUGCUGGUAUUUUUGAUACUGAUCGUGGUCACUAUUUGCGUUACAAUAGUUUGCACCUAUUUCCUGUUGAAUGCGGAGGAUUAUCGUUGGCAGUGGACCAGUUUCUUGGCGGCAGCUUCUACUUCUGCUUACGUCUACGUUUAUGCCAUUUAUUAUUUCUUCUUCAAGACAAAGAUGUACGGUUUGUUCCAAACAACAUUCUACUUCGGCUACAUGGCCCUGUUCAGCGGGGUGCUGGGAUUGAUCUGCGGAACCGUCGGCUACAUAGGAACCAGCAUAUUCGUAAGAAAAAUCUAUUCAACCGUUAAGAUUGACUGAAAAACCUCUUUAGUACGGCCGUUAUUCGUUCAGUUUUACGUGCGCCAAUUAGGAGAACGUCGUCAUUUACGGGCCUAAAGAAGGUAAUAAUAAAUAUAUAGGGGCGAGUCCCUCGGGAGGAGGGAAAAACUUACGUUUUUGAGUUUUAAUGUAAAUAUCUGUUUAUAUAUUAUUGUGAUUUUAAAUUGGACGGUGUGAGAGAGGUUUUUUCUAUAAAUUACGAUUUUUUCUUUAUAGGAUUUAACAUGAAUAAAAUUAUGUUAGAAAAGUAUUUCCGAUAUUUCUUUGGUAAUUUAUUAGAUUGAUAAGUGUCUUGCUGUUAAAUUGAGGCCAGUUUUAGGGUUAACCACUUCUUGCUGUGUCAUCACUAAGGUCUGGAUGUUUGCUAUAGCGUACAUAGUACAUACACUGUUUGACCCGAAAUUAAUUAUUGUUUUUAAUACGUUUUGCAAUAAGUUAUUGUUAGUCGAUAUGUAUAAGUGUAAAGUUAUUAAUAAAUUGAUUUUAAGUUUUAUAA